Messenger RNA from Rhopalosiphum padi (bird cherry-oat aphid), 2619 nucleotides. It is a transcript of the gene Noc1, whose product is annotated as CCAAT/enhancer-binding protein zeta. The record is from RefSeq and is a predicted model, not a curated record. Gene Ontology annotation, cellular component: nucleus. Bases 145 to 2568 code for a protein of 807 amino acids. The transcript has a single exon. Lineage: Eukaryota; Metazoa; Arthropoda; Insecta; Hemiptera; Aphididae.
CAAUAUUGAAAACAUUCAAAACAACGUUAGACACGAUUAACAAGUUACGAUACAUUAACUUAAUUAACAAAACAUUAAAAAAAAAGAAAUUUAUCUUUGCAAAUUUCAUUCCAUAUUUAGUAGUUGGUCAAUUGCGGUAAAAUUAUGAGUUCAUCGGAAACGGAAAGCGAGUUAGAAGGCGACGAUGGUUACGAUCAACUAUAUUCGGAUUCUGAUGCUGAUGACAUAGACUUGCCCAAAUGGUACGAAAGCUUACCGUCGUUCGGAAAUUGCACCAAACUUCCGGCGUCCGAAAUCGAAGCCCUGCGAUCAGAAGCGGAAAAAGUGUUGGAACAUCAGCCACAGACCGAUAAAAAGAAAUCAUGGAUAACCGAGAUCGCGAAACAAGGUACGUAUUCAGACAAAAUUGCAGCACUCACCAUAAAGAUCCAAGAAGAUCCUUUGCACAACAUCGCCGCGUUGCAGAAUCUUGUGCACAUGGUAAAAAUUGGCAAAAAGCAACAGUGUUCUCUCGUCAUUGAUUCUUUAACAGAAUUAUUCACCAGAGUAUUAUUGAAAUCCGAACUGUUACCUUUUGAACAUCAACCGUUGAGCGAGUUGUCAAAGGUGGACGACUUGAAACAACGUAAGCUGUUGCUUAGCUCUUGGUUGUUUGAAGAAAAACUGAAAAAUUUAUACUCUGGUUUUGUCGAAGCUCUAAGUACUGUUGGAUUAGACUCAGUGCCGGUAAAUCGGGAAAAAAGUAUCUCAGCCAUGUACAAAUUAUUAAUCAGUAGCACUGAAUGUGAAAUGCAGAUUGUUAAAUAUCUUGUAAACAAAUUUGGUGAUACAGUUCAUAAGGUUGCUUCAAAAGCUAUGUAUACAUUGCGGCUUGUUUUGAAACAUCGAUCAAAUCUCAAUCUAACUAUUUUUGAAGAAGUGAGAAAAUUACUAUUUCGUUCAAACAUCAAACAAAGAGCUCAAUACUAUGGUAUUUGCUUUUUAACUCAAAUCGACACUAAAGAAAUGGCAAAAGAAGUAAUUGAACUUUAUUUGUCAUUCUUCAAAGCAUGUGUAAAAACAGGAGCAAUUGAUUCGCGACUCAUAGGAGCUUUACUAGUUGGUGUUAAUAAAUCGUAUCCACAUGUCAGAAGUGGUAUUCAGUCAGAACAAAUACAAACAAUGUACAAAAUUGUCCAUUUAGCUCCAUUCAACAUAUCUUUACAGGCUUUGUUGUUGAUCAGGCAAUUGGAAAAUAAUGAUAGGUACUAUAGUGCACUGUAUAAAAAAAUAUUUGAUGAAAGAUUGAUCAGUACGUCACAUCAAGCUAUAUGUAUUCAUUUAAUUUACAAAUCCAUUUGGGAUGAUAAAUGUCCCGAACGUAUGGUAGCUUUCAUGAAACGUAUAUUUCAAAUGUGCUUAUAUUGUCCAGUUCCUAUGGUUACUGGAAUAUUUUGUAUGUCGUCGCGAUUAAUGAAGAAACAUAAAGGUAUACUUGGUAAAUCUAAAUUCGAAGACAUUGAAUCUGAAAUUAUUCCAAAACCAUUACCUAUUUUAAAUGAUACAAUUAAAGAUGAAGAAAUUGAAGAAGAAAAAUAUUUUGAUGUACAAUCAAAUUUAACAGACUCAACUGAAACGCCUUUAAAAUCUUCUUGGUAUCAUGUUAAAGCUCCUCAAAUAAUAAAAGAACCACAAUUACCAGAAGGGCCCAAGGAACGAGAAAUUAAAAAUUUUUAUGAUUAUACCGCUAGAAAUCCAAGAUUUUCAGGAGGUGAACAUGCAGUUUUAGCUGAACUUAUUCCUCUAAGCCGACACUAUCAUCCUACUGUUGCAACUUUUGCUAAUAGACUAAUAUCUGGUAAAUCGAUAUAUUAUGAUGGUAACCCUCUAGCAGAUUUCACUUUAUUACAUUUUCUUGAUCGGUUUUCAUUCAAAAACCCUAAAAAACCUAGACAAGGACAGGGUGAAGGUGAAGAAAAUGAAGAACUAUUUAGAUCGGUUGGUACAUCUAGAAAACACUAUGCCCCUAAAGGGUUAAAAAGCAUGUCUGUAGUUAGUGAAGAAUAUUUAAGACAUGAAGAGAAACAAAUACCUUUAGAUGAAGUAUUCUUAUACAAAUACUUAAAACAAAGACCAAAACAGAAUAAAAAUGUUGAAAAUCCUGACGAAGAUGGGUUUAGUGACGUUGACAGUGUUAAUAGUGAUGAUUUUAAUGAGUUAUUAGACGGCAUGAUGGGUGCUAAGAAAAAGAAAAAAUAUGAUUUUUCACGUGGUUUUGAGAAGGAAGCUAAAUCUAAAAAAGUCAAGCAACCCAUAGAAGAAUCUGAUAGUGACGAUGACAAUGAUGAUGAAUUUGUGGUUCCACGUAAAUCAAAGAACUUGGCAGACUUAGCUGUGCCUGCUGAAAAGUUUGCAGCCAUGUUGGAUGCAGCUGGCAAAAAAAAAUCUGGCGGAAGAGAUGACAUAUUAAUAAGAGACAAUGCUUCAAAAAAACAAUUAGAAUGGGAAAAAAAGAAAAGUGGUGGAAAGCGGAAAAGAUUAGAAGAUGGUAGAAAAAACAGAAAACGACAUCGUAUUCAAAACCGAUAAUUGCAGUGUUAUCAAUUAAUGUUAAUUUAAUAAAUAUUUGAUGUUUUUGAA